AUGACCAUAAUAACAUCGCUGACUUCUGUGCUAUAUGAUGACAAAGAAUUUCCCAACCCAGAGAUGUUUGACCCUGGCCACUUUUUGGAUGAGAGUGGCAACUUUAAGAAAAGUGACUACUUUGUGCCUUUCUCAACAGGAAAACGGAUGUGUGCAGGAGAAGGCCUGGCUCGCAUGGAGCUGUUUUUGUUCCUGACCACUAUUUUACAGAACUUUUACCUGAAACCUCUGGUUGACCCAGAAAAUAUUGACACCAGUCCAGUUGCAAAUGGGUUUGGCCAUGUGCCACCUUCAUACCUGCUCCACUUCCUUCCUGUGUGAAUGGCAGUCUGCCUGGAUGCUGCUGUGCUGUCACCUGCAACUUCUCCACAAUGGGGCCCUUAUCCACGUUCUUCCCAACAUCAUGGGUUCCUAUUCUCAGCUCUUUUCACAUAUCUCUCCUUCUCUCAUCCAGUUAACAUACAAUCCUCUUUAAGCAGAAUUUUCCAGGCCACUGACCACAUACAUCUGCUAUUCAUUAUAUUCCA
Molecule: messenger RNA, 527 nt
Organism: Castor canadensis (American beaver)
Lineage: Eukaryota; Metazoa; Chordata; Mammalia; Rodentia; Castoridae
Source: RefSeq, a predicted model, not a curated record